AUGCCUCCCACAAUAGAUGAUAUGGAAAAAUCCAGUUCCACGUUCACGGAAGGAAUUGAGGCUCCGCUUGGAGCAAAUGUUGGAGAAACCACCGACAUGGUAACGCCACCUACAUUCUCGCCAGACAUGGAAAAGCAGGUGCUACGUAAGAUGGACGUACAGUUAAUUCCGAUGCUUGCGAUUCUCUAUCUUUUGGCCUUCCUGGACCGUGGAAAUAUCGGGAAUGCGAAAAUCGAGGGACUUCUCGAUGAUUUGCAUAUGACGGGGCCGCAAUACAAUUGGUGCUUAACUGUCUUCUUCUUCACCUAUUGUGUGUUUGAAAUGCCCAGCAACUUGCUACUGAAGAAGCUGAGGCCCUCGCGUCUCCUACCCCUGCUCAUGGUGUCCUGGGGCAUCGUCAUGACGUUGAUGGGGGUGGUUCAGAACUAUGGGGGGCUAUUGAGUGCACGUCUCUUCCUGGGCGUUGCCGAAGCUGGACUAUAUCCUGGGAUCGCAUACUACAUCACACUGUGGUAUCCUCGGCAUCGUGCCCAGUAUCGUCAGGCGUUGUUCUUCAGCGCCGCCAGCAUUGCAGGUGCCUUCUCCGGAAUCCUCGCGUAUGCAAUUGCGAAAAUGGAUGGCGUGGGCGGUUAUGCUGGCUGGCGCUGGAUCUUUAUCCUUGAAGGCCUUCUAACCGUGGUGAUCGCCCUCGUCGCACCUUUUCUCAUCCACGAUUUCCCAGAAACGGCAAAGUUUCUCACCGACAAAGAACGUACAUAUCUGCUUCAUAUGCUACGGUCGCAGAUCAUAGACCAAGAGACACGGUACCCGGCGGCUAUGCAGGAACAGACCAAUUUUCAGAUCAGCUACGUGGUGGAUGCAUUGACAGAUUGGCAAGUCUACGUCGGUCUAUUUAUGUAUUGGGGGAUCACAUGCCCCCUUUAUGGCAUCUCGUUCUUCCUCCCCUCUAUCAUCCAGGAUCUUGGAUAUACCUCCUCGACUGCUCAACUUCUCACCGUACCGAUCUAUGUCACUGCCGCAAUAGUGGCAGUGGGAGCUGCCUGGAUGUCAGACCGAUAUCAGCAGCGAUCUCCCUUUAUUGUCUUCUUCAUGUGUCUGAUCACCCUGGGUUUUAUCGUUGUCCUUGCGUCGACGGGCCGUGGUGUCCCUGGUGUGGUCUAUUUUGGUGUAUUCCUUGUCGUGAUUGGUAUCUAUCCCUCCUUCCCAGGGAACGUCACUUGGCUCAGUGUCAAUCUAGCGGGCGAUUACAAACGAGCGGCCGGAAUGGCCCUGCAUAUCGGGGUGGGAAAUUUAAGUGGAGCCAUGGCAUCAAACUUCUACCGGGCUAAAGACGCGCCAAAUUAUAUCCUAGGCCACUCGCUGGAACUUGGGUUCUGCGUCGUAGGAAUUAUUGCAGCCACGGCCUUGCGUCUGUCCUAUCAGCACAUCAAUCGGAAACGCGAUCGAAUGGAUUUGACCCAAUAUGACGAAUUUCUGAUGGUGAAACUGGGUGAUAGAUCUCCGAUGUUCCGAUAUAUGCUCUAG
This is a messenger RNA of Aspergillus tanneri, 1524 nucleotides long. RefSeq lists its product as uncharacterized. Gene Ontology annotation, biological process: transmembrane transport. Bases 1 to 1524 code for a protein of 507 amino acids. Gene Ontology annotation, molecular function: transmembrane transporter activity. Gene Ontology annotation, cellular component: membrane. Lineage: Eukaryota; Fungi; Ascomycota; Eurotiomycetes; Eurotiales; Aspergillaceae. The record is from RefSeq and is a predicted model, not a curated record. The transcript has 8 exons.